Messenger RNA from Dentiscutata erythropus, 318 nucleotides. Lineage: Eukaryota; Fungi; Glomeromycota; Glomeromycetes; Diversisporales; Gigasporaceae. The record is from the annotation of a GenBank genome assembly.
GUGCUUAAUAUAAAAGAUACUUGCAAUAAUCUUAACCCAAAGACACCUAACAAAAUUAAUGAAGAUAAACCUAACCCUCAAAGCAAAGAUAAUCUAUAUUCAGAAAAGACAAAAACUACAAAAUUAAUCAAAACAGAUAAAUCAGAAACAACAACUAUAUCUUAUACUGAAGAACAUCAAGAAAUUAUGAAUAGCUUACUUUUUAAAGAACUUAAUAAACCUCAAAAGAAAGAAGACUUGGAAAACUUUGACCGAUACUUAAUUAUAUUAGGAUUACUAGCAUUCGCAGAACAAAAAUCUGAAGACUACAAACAUUGA